Thermothelomyces thermophilus ATCC 42464 is the source of this 993-nucleotide messenger RNA. RefSeq lists its product as uncharacterized. Gene Ontology annotation, molecular function: magnesium ion binding; holo-[acyl-carrier-protein] synthase activity. NCBI's taxonomy places the organism in Eukaryota, Fungi, Ascomycota, Sordariomycetes, Sordariales, Chaetomiaceae. The coding region runs from base 1 to 993 and encodes 330 amino acids. The record is from RefSeq and is a predicted model, not a curated record. Gene Ontology annotation, cellular component: cytosol. The transcript is spliced from 2 exons.
AUGACUCCCCCGAGCACAUCCCCGAUCCCGAUAUUAGGGCAAUGGAUCCUUGACACCCGCUCUUGGUACCCCGAAGUAGAGAAGGUUCACCAACUCGAAACACACGCCUCCCGCGCCUUCUCCCUCCUUUCCCACGCCACGCGCUCGCAAGUCCUGCGCUAUGUCCGCCCGCCCGACGCCAAGAUGGCGCUCGCCUCGGCCCUGCUCAAGCACUACGCCGUCGCCAAGCUCUCGCGCGCCCGGAUCCCCUGGUCCCGCGUCGUCGCCACGGGCUUCACCGCGCCCCCCGGCGGCGGCACCAAGCCCGUCUACGUCGACCCGGCCACCGGCACGCAGCCCGUCUUCUUCAACGUCAGCCACCAGGCCGGGAUCGUCGCCAUCGUCGCCGUCGCGGCAGGCGGCGCGGGCGAGGAGGGGAAAGGGGAAGAAGAAGAAGAAGAAGUGGUGCAGGUGGGCGUGGACGUCGUGUCGCCGGCGGAACGGCGCGCGCGCGAUCACGAGUACAUCGCCGCGAACGGCUGGGCCGCCUUCGUCGACAUGCACGCCGAGGUGCUCGGGCACGGCGAGGUGGCGUACCUCAAGCACCAGGUGCCGGCGGCCGACGACGACGACGGCGACGACGGGAGGCUGAGGGCCUUCUACGCGCUGUGGGCCCUGCGCGAGUCCUACCUCAAGCUGGGCGGUACCGGGCUCGUGGCCGACUGGGUCCGCGACCUCGAGUUCCGCGGGUUCCGGACGCCGAGCCCGACGCCCGGAUGGGAUUCGCCCGCCCGCGAGGAGGAGGGCCAGGUGCUGAGGGAUAUCGGGAUCUGGCUGCGGGGGGACAAGGUCGAAGACGUGGACAUGUGUCUGCGGUCGAUAGGGCCGGAUUUCAUGAUCGCCACCGCCGUGAGGACGCCCGGGAGGAAGGCAGCCCGGCUAGGGUCGGCACUUGGGCCGUACGAGGUGCUGUCGUUAGAGGGGGUGUUGGACUUUGCCGAGGCCAGUGGGUGA